CGGGCAACCGCUGCGCACGCCCCACUAGCUGGGCGGUCGACUUAACGCUUCAGUGGGUCGACAGCGAUCAUUUAUUAACCACAGCGCUCAUAAGCUUCACUUUACCAUAUGCUCGAUAACAUGUUUAUAAACUGUCACUAACUAGUCAUUUCAGGCCGUCACUCGCAUGUCCACGAUGAUUGAGCUUCUCCGCAAGUUCACUGCGGACUACAAGUAUCAGACAGAUCUGCUCUUGGGCGAUAACCCCACCGAGCUUCCCCAGCCUGAUCUGUUUGCCAACCUUGACUCCGCCGCUGCGCAGCUUUUGGCUGGCGUGAACCCAGUGCUCGACUUGGGGGCUCCCGCCGAGGAGAAGAAGGAGCGCAAGAAGCGUAGCCAUGACCCCAACGCCCCCAAGCGUCCGCUGACUCCGUACUUUUUGUACAUGCAGCACGCUCGCUCCAUCAUCGCCAAUGACCUGGGCCCCGACUCGCCCAAGGGCGCCGUUCAGGAGGAGGGUCAGCGCCGCUGGGCUUCCAUGUCGGCGCAGGAGAAGGACGGCUGGAACCACGCAUACCAGUACAACCUUCGCCUGUACCAGGCCCGCAUGGCCUCGUACAAGGCGGGCAAUCCCGAUGCCAAGGAUAUGUCUGACGAUGACGCUGCUGCCUAUGCCGAAGCAAACAACAUUCCCAUGCCUACCGGUAAGGAUGCCGCGGCUCAGGACGCCGGUCAGAAUGAUCAGGAUGCGAUCGCUCAGCAGCUUCAGCAGCAAGUCGGCCCGGCCACGGUCAUGAUGCCUGACGACACAAAGACGCCCAAGAAGGCCGCCGCCAGCCGCAAGCGCAAGAGCGAGGUGGGCGAGGCGCCCUCGAACAUGGGCACGCCGGUACAGGCUGGCGCCGCCAGCCCCGAUAAGAAGCGUCGGAGGUCAGGCAAGCAGGCACCUGCCGAGGCGGUCGAAGAGCCCAAGAAGGGAGGACGUAAGAAGACUAAGAGCUCCUAGACGCUCCUCUCUACGUUUGGGUGUUUCUUCGGGGAGCGAAAACUGGGGCCGUGAUUGUGAUAUACCCCCGGGGGUCUGGAAUCUAGGGAAACGUCUUUGUGGUGAUACUGAUACUUGGUGUUUUGGUGUACAGCUGGUUGCUUGUUUGGUUCUCGGGUCCAAGUCCAAUGGCUAGGAGGAGGGAAAAGACUGCAGUCAUUAUGCGGCGUGGGACAAGUGGUGGCUUAGGGA
Messenger RNA from Emericellopsis atlantica, 1216 nucleotides. RefSeq lists its product as uncharacterized. NCBI's taxonomy places the organism in Eukaryota, Fungi, Ascomycota, Sordariomycetes, Hypocreales, Bionectriaceae. The coding region runs from base 167 to 985 and encodes 272 amino acids. The transcript has a single exon. The record is from RefSeq and is a predicted model, not a curated record.